This is a messenger RNA of Patella vulgata (common limpet), 4243 nucleotides long. Its product is annotated as protein moonraker. Gene Ontology annotation, cellular component: centriolar satellite. The coding region runs from base 313 to 3324 and encodes 1003 amino acids. Lineage: Eukaryota; Metazoa; Mollusca; Gastropoda; Patellidae. The record is from RefSeq and is a predicted model, not a curated record. The transcript is spliced from 19 exons. Gene Ontology annotation, biological process: centriole replication; protein localization to centrosome.
ACAACUUACAAGGGACUUAAAAUAGUUAGAAGAACGAGGCUAGAGAUAAUAUGAUUGUUAUUCCACAACACAGUCACAAGUAAUGUCAAACGGUGAUGCCAUUCUUAUCUGGAGAGCAUGCGCAGUAUGAAUACGGCAAGCCCUCUGAUCUGCAUAUUGCGUUUGUAAACCACAAAUUUCUCCGUUAUUAGAAAGUCUGAACUACAUGUAUAGUCUAGUGCAUAUAAACGUUUUAAAAAAAAUCAGCUGAAAAGAUUGAACUAGUGUGGCUUAGGAUUCAUCUUAUGAAAUACUAUAGAUAAAUCACCAACAAUGGCAGCCAAAAGUUUCCUCCAACUUAAUCAACUGCAGUUUAAUUUGAAUGUUCCUCCAACAGCAAAUAAUUUAAUGUAUAGACAGUUUAGACCGGAACCAAUUAAAAUUGAACGACUUAGUGGGCGACCAUCUAAGAAUAAGAGUGAAGCAUGGGCUCCUACCGGACAUCCACUAAAUACCUCUCAGUUCUCGGCCAUUUCUGAAGAUAGACUUAGUGCCGCUGUUCUCUUAGCUAAAAGAGAUUUAAAAAAUCAGAGAAUAGCAGAACAAAUGAGAGCUAAUCAAGCACGUAGUAGAACGCCUUCUCCUAAUAGAGGCAGAUCUCGUAUCAGAACUACUCAUGGUAAAAAUAAUAUUGAUGCCAAGAAAGGUGUAGGAAAUGUACAUUCGAAAGUUACUAAAACUAGAGAGAGUUUAAGAAAUAAAGCUCCAAGAACUCCUCCUAAACCUGUCGUUAGAGCCAAUACUGCCUACUUUCCAGCUACUACCAACAGUCCACCAACAAGAGAUACUGAUAAAUAUCCAAUACAUAAAGUCCAUAUACCUAUAAGUGAUACAACUGAUGAAAUAACAAGAAUGCAGAAAGAACUAGAAUCUUAUCUUAGUCAAAUAAAGACCAUAGAAGAAAAGGCCAUUACAGACGAGAAUACUAACUUUUUAAUAAACAGACGCAGUAGAAGUAAAGAUGGUUAUCUAUCUGAUGAAGAAGAUAUUAAAAGAAGGGCAGCUAGAUCAGAAGAACAGUUAGUGAGAACCGCUAGAAAUCUUUAUAACCUACGACAACAAGUUAGACAAAUACAGAAAGAUUUUCUUCAACUGGGUACUACUGAUAUUAAACAAACAAAAAAGAGUCAGGCUGUAGCUAAACUGACAGCAGCCCAUAGAGGAGCUGUUCGCUCCAUGCAGGCUUUUGUUCAUCAACUACCUCAUCAAGAUCUACGGCAAGGUUUACCGACAUCUUAUAGAGAAUUAGCUUUGUUAAUACGACAACUUACUAUGUUAAAUACACAGAUAGAGAGAGGACAAGAUAGACAAGUUAAUAAUAAUAUCAUUAGUAUAUUAGAUAGAGUUGAUGAACUGAAUAAUAUUUGGACUAGUGAUAUCAGGGGACAUCAUGCUUCAAAAGCCCAACUUAAAGAAAACUCCCUAACCAGACCUCCUUUUGUCUUAGAUUUUAAUCAAGAUAAACCUCUAAAAUUGCAUCAAAAAUUUUAUGGUAAAGAAAAUAAAACAAAAGGUUCAAUGAGUUCUCAUCAGCAUGACAAGAAUCUAGUGAAAAAACAUACCCAUCAGCGUAGAGGUACAUCCCCAGCCAGAAAAUCUUCUUUAAGAGCAGGUCUGGUGUCAUUAUUAAAGCCAACUGGUGUUGCAAAAAAAACAAAUGUAGCAUUUCAAAUACCAAGUCGAAGUAAUGCUGUAAGUGGUAAACGUAGUUUAAUGUUACCAGGAAAACUACAGAGUAAAAGGGAGAAGAUAAAUAGAUUUGUUCAACAAGUUCCAUCUGACAGUCACUUUGCUGAUCCUACAAUAGCAACUAAUUUAAAAGCUGUGGCAGCUCUAUCUAAUCCUAUUUUAGAUGAACGACCAUUAUCAGCCCCAUCUUCACCAUCUUUCAGUGAAGAAGUUGGAUUCUCUCCCAGAAGACAUCAUAAAGAACCCUGGAUACCACCUGGAUCACCUAAUAGUAAAAGAAGUCCAUCUGCUGAAGGAAGACGUAGUUAUUCAGACAGUCCUGGUUCAACUAAAAGAUAUCAUAUAGAAGAUGUAGAUAACAACCUAAUCAAACGAUUAUUUUCAGAUAAAGCUGGCACUCAGCUGUUGUUUAGAAGUGAGAGGGAAGGUAGAGAACCUAUGAGAAAACCUUUUACAUUGAAUAGAUCAAGGUCUAUUUCCCCCAGACCAACAUCAAGAUCACCACCAUUGAGAGCUAGGUCUCCUAGAGAACGAUCAUGGUCACCAAGGAGAAGACGCUCAUUAUCUGAGUCAAUGAUAGAAGAUAUUGCUGAGGAGGUUCGAAGAAAACUAAAAUCAACUAAGGAUGGCCACCAGUUUUAUAAAUCAUAUCCAGCUGAUAGCAGAAGUAGAAAGGGUGCUGGUGGAAGAGAAGAUGAAUUAACUGAUAUGAUAUUAGAUGAUGUAUUACGUGAUACAGUACAUGGUAUAAAACAUAUAGAUAAUACAGAUAGAAUACAUCAACAUGCUAUAUCAUUACAAGAUUCACCUACAGUACAAAAUCUCUUUCAUAGAUUACAACAAAUGGAGGAUGAACAAGAAGAUAUUAGAAGAAGGUGGGAGUGUGUUAGUUUUCAUGAUCCGAAACCUAAAACUAAAUACUUUUCUUCCAGUGAAAUAUUAUCUGAUAGACCAAGAUCUCCAGUGGCUAUUGAAGUUUUAUCUUCUAGAGGUCAAACUAGAACAACAAAAACAUCUCAACAAUCUGUAGGCUUUAGUAAAGAAAUGGUUGCUGAACCUAUAAUAUUUACAAAACCGAAACACGUUCCAAAAUGGACACAGAAUUAUAUAGAUAGUGAAUCGGUUAAUGAUGAUUUUGAUGGUGAACCUAUUACUCUACCACACCUAUCAAAACCUAAAAGACAUAUCACAAUACCUCAAACAAUAGUAACAAAAAUAGAGGACAAUAGGGACAGAUUUCAGAAUCAUCUGAAGAAAAUAUCUCACCAUCCACUUGGACGUUUUGACCCUUGGAAACUUGUAGAAGAGAUUACAGAAAAAAUAAUGGAUGACUGUUUAUUAGAAGUUGCACAUGAACUGGAUGAUCUAAAUGAAGACAUGGCUAACCAUAUGUAUAAGUCAGAAUUCUUAAUAGACAUUAGUCAGUCAUCUUCUCCAACCAGUGCACUUAUAAAAGGUACAGAGUCUUCCGUAGUGCAUUCCCAGAAAAUAGAUAAAAGGACUGAUGAAAAUUUUGAGGAUGAUGACGAUAAUUCUGAUGAAUAUGAGGACUACGAGGAUGAUAAUGAAUUGUCAGAAAAUAAUGAUGAAUUUUAAGGGCUUCAUUUAAAUACUUAGAUUGAAACAUGGAAAAUGUCUGGGGACUUGUUUCACUAAAUGUUAAGAUGUGAAAUGAAAUUGAUAGUACAGAUGUUUCAUUAAAAAAGCUGUACAUACAUAAAUGUGAUAUUUAUACUUCUGAUGUUUUGUGGAGCAUACCUCUGUGCCUAACAUUUGAUGACAAAAAUUACACUACCAUGUUGGUUAAAGAAUCAGAUAGCAAAUGGCUUCAUUUUACAUAGAAGUCAACUUGAUCAAAGCAAGUGAAGGUACAUGUUUCUGUAAAGAUCAGAUAAAAUGAUUUUCAAAAUCAGAGAUCAAUAUUUAUGAACAAUGCUAUAGGGAGAGAAUUCCUGAAAAUAAAAACUAAGCUGUAGUUUAAGCAUUGCAUCUAGAACGAAAUAUUUAGUUAAAUUUGAUGUAUUUUAUAUUUUACCAUAUGAUGUUAAUCUUUAUUUCGUUAUUAUGAUCUCUGUCUUCAGCAUAAGUCAUCUGUACUUAAUUGUGUCUUUAAAUAUCAUUUUCCAUAAUACAAAGAGCUUAAGGUCAAAUAUGUAUUGACUGUGCCUUUUUAGUUACUUAAUGGUUUAUUGUAUUUUAUAUGUAAUUACAUGUAGUGAAAUAUGUAGUAGAAAUUGAACCACUGUGAUAUGUAAUUAUAUGUUGUGGUAAUUCAAGCUCUGUGAUAUGUAAAUGUAGACUGUAACUUAUUGUAAUAAUAAAUACACUUCUUAUAUAAAAUAGGUUUAAUACUCUUUAAAGAUACAUUCCUGUGUACAAACUGGGUGAUUUGAUGAUAUAUUUGGACUAAAAACUUAUUCAAACUAAUUAAUUUAUCAUAAUUUUGCUUCAAAUCCUUCUCAAAACAUUGUAAUUGUCAAGGAAUACCCUGCUAUAAAAAUCGAUCAAAAGAGGU